Messenger RNA from Cavia porcellus (domestic guinea pig), 7146 nucleotides. RefSeq names its product zinc finger protein 14-like. The transcript has 2 exons. Gene Ontology annotation, cellular component: nucleus. The record is from RefSeq and is a predicted model, not a curated record. Bases 1 to 1368 code for a protein of 455 amino acids. Gene Ontology annotation, molecular function: DNA-binding transcription factor activity, RNA polymerase II-specific. Gene Ontology annotation, biological process: regulation of transcription by RNA polymerase II. NCBI's taxonomy places the organism in Eukaryota, Metazoa, Chordata, Mammalia, Rodentia, Caviidae.
AUGCCCAAAGAGAAGCUAAAUAUUCUGCAUUUCAUAAGGCUAGGGAAAUUCUAUGGACAUACAUCUUGGAAUCUGUGUAAAGAAGUAUUCCUUUGUACUGCAGGAGGUAAUGUGAAUGUGAAAGAAACAGAAACACACCACAAUGUUCAGACCCAUGAAAAAUAUUGCAAUGGAGGGAACCCCUAUGUAUGUAAGAAAUGUGGGAAAGGUUUUAACACAUGGGGAAAUUGUGAGAAGCAUGAAAGAAUUCACACUGGAGAGAAACCUUAUGUAUGUAAGCAAUGUGGGAAAGCUUUUAUGACACAAGGACAUUGUAAGGAACAUAAGAGAAUUCACACUGGAGAGAAACCUUAUAUAUGUAAGCAAUGUGGGAAAGCUUUUACCACACAUAGAUAUUGUAAGGUUCAUGAAAGGAUUCACACUGGAGAGAAACCAUAUGUAUGUAAGCAAUGUGGGAAAGCUUUCAAAACACAGGGAGAUUGUAAGAAACAUGAAAGAAUUCACACUGGAGAGAAACCAUAUGUAUGUAAGGAAUGUGGGAAAGCUUUUAACACACGUGCACAUUGUAGGAUUCAUGAAAGAAUUCACACUGGAGAGAAACCCUAUGUAUGUAAGCAAUGUGGGAAAGGUUUUAACACACGGGGAAAUUGUGAGAAGCAUGAAAGAAUUCACACUGGAGAGAAACCAUAUGUAUGUAAGGAAUGUGGGAAAGCUUUUAACACACGUGCACAUUGUAGGAUUCAUGAAAGAAUUCACACUGGAGAGAAACCCUAUGUAUGUAAGCAAUGUGGGAAAGGUUUUAACACACGGGGAAAUUGUGAGAAGCAUGAAAGAAUUCACACUGGAGAGAAACCCUAUGUAUGUAAGCAAUGUGGGAAAGGUUUUAACACACGGGAAAAUUGUAAGAAGCAUGAAAGAAUUCACACUGGAGAGAAACCCUAUGUAUGUAAGCAAUGUGGGAAAGCUUUUAUGACACAAGGAAAUUGUAAGGAACAUGAGAGAAUUCACACUGGUGAGAAACCUUAUGUAUGUAAGCAAUGUGGGAAAGCUUUUACCAAACACGGACAUUGUAAGGAACAUGAAAGAAUUCACACUGGAGAGAAACCAUAUGUAUGUCGGCAAUGUGGAAAAGGUUUCACCAUAUCUAGACAUUGUAAGCGACAUGAAAGAAUUCACAGUGCAGAGAAACCAUAUGUAUGUAAGCAAUGUGGGAAAGCUUUUAAAAUACGGGGAAAUUGUAAGAAGCAUGAAAGAAUUCACACUGGAGAGAAACCUUAUGUAUGUAAGCAAUGUGGGAAAGCUUUUACCACACAUAGAUAUUGUAAGAAACAUGAAAGAAUUCACACUGGAGAGAAAACGUAUGUAUAAGCAAUGUGGGAAAGAUUUUACCACACAUAGAUAUUGUAAGAAACAUGAAAGAAUUCACACUGGAGAGAAAACAUAUGUAUAAGCAAUGUGGGAAAGAUUUUACCCUACAUUGACAUUGUAAGCAACAUGAAAGUUCACAUUCAAGAGAAAACCAUGUAUAUAAGUAUCAUGAGAAUGAUUUGAGCACACAUACAUAUUGCAUAAUGCAUGAAAAUCUUCACACUUGGCAGAAAACUUAUAUAUGUAAGUAAUGUGGGAAAGGUUUCAGCAGAAAUGCUCAUUGUCCAAUACAUGAAAAAAUUUACACUGUUGAGAAAGCCUGUGUAUGUGAAGAAUGUGGGAAAGCUUUCAUCACACAUGGAUACUGUAAAAUACAUCAAUGACUUCACCCUGGUGAGAAACCCAAUGUAUAUAACAACGUGGCAAAGCUUGUACUGCAUACAGUCAUUGCAAAACACAUGAAAGAAUUCACUCUGGGAAGAACCACUGGCUAUGUAAGCAAAUGGAGACACUCUCAGCAGCCAGAUUGUAAGUGAAAUACAUGAAAAAACUCACACAAGAGAUAAAUCUUAUGUGUUAUGGGAAUACAGUUCUAAUUACUUUUUUUGAAGAGAAUAAAACCUAACAUGACUAAAAAAUAAAAGAUUCGGUUAGAACAGAAGGAUGGGCAUAGUACAUGAUGCAAAAAUAGAAUAUCAGGUGAUCAAAAAUGGUUAAGAGUGUGCCUCUUGCUAUUUUUAAAAAGAGUUGCCCAUCUCAUCAGGUAUAAUAGAAUUGAUCAAAACAGUACAGAACAAGACCAAUAAAACCUACACUGGAGACCUUACAGUAUUUCAAAACAAGAUAAUAAUCAAACCAUAGUGGGCAUUAUAGUAAAUCUUAUUGCCUUCAAAGUGGUUGCCUAUACCUUCAAACUUGAUACUAUCAAACAAUAUAGAAUUCAGUAAAAUCAGACAGAAAAAGAUGAGGAGAGCAAUAGUGGGGUUCAAAUCAGGUUAAUAAGAAAACAAAAAUGUUACUAUAAUAUAUCCCGCUAUUUUUUAAUUUAGUUUUCCCUUAAUUGAAAAAAAAUUAAGAAAACAUAGAUUGAUUUUUGAAAAAGAGUGGAGAUUCAGAUAAAAGAGGACAUUGUAAUAGAACAACACUGGUCAGAACCGAACUAUUUAAGCAUCAUUGUGUUUCACCCCCCAAAUAAUCUAACAUAAUAUUAGUCACCAUAGUGCCUCAUUCCUUGAAUUAUUUGAAUAUAACUUUGUAUACUGUAGCAUCAAGCAUAUCAAGACAGUGUGAAGCCAUUCAAGAGAAUGAAAGAAUUACAGGGUAUUUAGAACCAGUUAACAGAAAAUGAAAAAUGGUUUCUAUAUUGUCUCUUUGCCUAUAAAAAUUUUGCUUAUAUUAUCACGUAUAGUAAACUAUAGUAAGAUACAACAUGUUAAAACCAGUGGAAACAGAUGUACAACUGCUUGAUGGGACUUCGAAACAAGACGAUAUUAAAUCACUAGCUUUUAGGAUGUGUUGUUUUCUUCAGAAUAGCUAUUCAUACUAUCACUGACACUAAAAUCGACAACCCAGGUUAAAACCAUUGCACUUAAUGAGUAUGUUUAUUUUUUUUAUCAGGAUUGCAUUGAAUCUGUAUAAAAUUUUUGGGAGAAUGGCCAUCUUCACAAUAUUUAUUCUUCCUAUCCAUGAGCAAGGGAUGUCUUUCCAUUUUCUGAGAUCAUCUUCAGUUUCAUCUUUCAAGGUGUUAUAGUUUUCCCUGUAUAGGUUUUUUACUUCUUUCAUGAGAGUAAUUCCUAAAUAUUUCAUUUUUUUGGUUGCUAGUGUGAAGGGUGUGAUCUCUCUUAUUUGCCUCUCUGUAACUUUGCUGUUAGUGUAUAGGAAUGUAUUGAUUUUUGAAUAUUGAUUCGGUAUCCAGCUACAUUACUGAAUUUCUGUGUUCUAUCUAGGGGUCUUUCAAUGGAGUUUUGGGGAUCUUCUAUGGAGAGUAUCAUGUCAUCUGCAAAUAGUGAUAAUUUAACUUCUUCUUUUCCUAUAUGCAUUUUAUUUCUCUCUCUCGUCUAAUUGCUCUGGCCAGUAUAUUCAGUACUAUAUUAAAUAGGAGUGGUGAUAAGGGACCUCCUUGUAUUGUCCCUGAUUUUAAAGUAAAUGUCUUCAAUUUUUGGCCAUUUAGUAUGAUAUUGACUGUCGAUUUGUCAUAGGCAGCCCUAAGCAUAUUGAGGUAACGACCAUCUAUUCCAAUUUUCUGUAAGGUUCUUAUCAUAAAUGAAUGUUGAACCUUAUCAAAGGCUUUUUCUGCAUCUGUAGAAAUGAUCAUGUGAUUCUUACUUUUGGCUCUAUUGCUAUAGUUUAUUACAUUUAUUGAUUUACAUAUAUUAAACCAUCUCUGCAUGCCUGGGAUGAUUCCCACUUGGUCGUGGUGUAUGAUCUUUUUGAUUUGCUGCAUCCUGUUUGCCAAUAUUUCACUGAGGAUUUUUGCAUCUGUGUUCAUUAAGGAGAUUGGUCUGUAGUUCUCUUUUUCAGUUGGGUCCUUCUCUGGUUUUGGUACUAGAGUAAUAUUUGCUUCUAGGAACAAUUUAGGAAGAAUUGCUUCCCUUUCAAUUUCAUUGAAGAUUUUGAGGAGUGUUGGCAUUAGGUCGUCUUUGUAUUUCUUGUAGAAUUCUGCAGUGAAUACAUCUGGGCCUGGGCUCUUCUUUGUAGGUAAAGAUUUAAUUUCAUCUUCAAUUUCAUUAAUAGAAAUUGGUUUAUUCAGUGGUUUUACAUCUUCAUUACCUAGCUUUGGUACUUCGUAUGCUUCUAGGAAUCUGUCUAUUUUCUCUGUGUUAUCAAACCUUUGAGAGUAGAGGUUUUCGAAAUAGGUGUUGAUGAUCUUCUGUAUUUCUUUAGGGUCUGUAGUAAUUUCACCUCUUUCAUUCUUUAUUGCAUGACUUUGAGCUUUUUCUUCCCUUUUUUAAAUAAGGUUAGCUAGGGGUUUAUCGAUUUUAUUUAUUCUUUCAAAGAACCAGCUCUUUGAUUUGUUGAUUUUUUGAAUCGUUUUUUAGUCUCUAUUGUAUUGAUUUAUGCCCUGAUUUUUAUCAUUUCUUCUCUUCUUUUGGCACUGUGCUUGACUUGCUCUUCUUUUUCUAGAUGUUUGAGGUGUGACAUCAGGUUAUUUAUUUAUAUUCAUUCUGUUUUCCUAAUGUGGGAACUCAGUACAAUAAAUUUUCCUCUGAGAACAGCUUUCAUUGCAUCCCACAGAUUUCAGUAAGUUGCAUUUGUGUUUCCAUUUGUUUGUAGGUAUUGUUUAAUUUCUUCUUUAAUUUCCUCUGUGAUGCACUGAUUAUGCAAGAGUGUGUUAUUCAGUUUCCAUGUGUUUGUGGGAUUUUUGCAGUAUCUUUCACUAUUAAUUUCUAAUUUCAUAGCGCUAUGGUCCAAUAGCAUGCAAGGAAUAAUUUUGACACUUUUGCAUUUUAAAUAUGUUCUAUGAGUUAAUAUAUGGUCUAUUUUAAAGAAUGAUCCAUGUACUGCUGAGAAGAAUGUGUAUUCUGUUAUUGUUGGGUGGAAUACUCAGUAUAUGUCUAUUAAGUCCAUUUGUUCAAAGGUGCGAUUCAGUUCUUUUAUUUGUUUGUUGAUUUUCUGUCUGGUUGAUCUGUCCAUUGAUAUCAAUGGUGUGUUAAGGUCUCCUGUUAAAAUUGUGUUAAUGCUAAUUUGAUUUUUCAUUUUUGUUAGUACUUGUUUUAUAUAACUGGGUGCUCUGGAGUUUGGUGCAUAUAAAUAUAAGAUAGUUUUCUCUUCCUCUUGGAGUUUUCCCCUAACCCAUAUGUAGUGACCUUCUUUAUCGCUUCUGAUCAUUAUUGGCUUGAAGUUCACAUUGUCUGCAAACAGAAUAGCUACCCCCCCUUUUUUUUGGUUCCUGUUGCAUGAAGUAUUGUUUUCCAUCCUUUGACUUUCAGUCUGUGAAUAUCGUUUUGUGUUUAGAUGGGUUUCUUGUAGACAGCAUAUGUUUGGAUUUUGUUUCUUAAUCCAUUCUGCCAGUUGGUUUCUUCCAAUUGGUCCAUUGAGACCAUUUACAUUAAUGGUUAGAACUGUUAUAUAUUGGUUUAUUGUUGACAUGUUAUCUUUCUGCUGUUGCAUCUUUAUUUUCUGCUCUUUUUAACUAUCUGUUUUGUUUAGUGUUUUUUUCCUAAAUGUAACUAAGCUGUCUUUCAGGAUUCUUUGCAGAGUUGGCUUGGUGAUCAUGAAGUUUUUCAGCUUUUCUUUGUCAUAUAAGUAUCUUAUUUCUCCAUCGAUUUUGAAGGCUUUAUUCUCUCCCCCCCCAAAGAAAGUAAUAAGCACUAAGGAGUAAUAAAAUCCAAGAUGUGUAAAUUUUGUUGUAAAAAAGAGAGGGGAAAAAAAAAAAGAAAAAGAGCUCUAACGGAAAUAACAGCAAGUGUGUUUGGGGGUGUUAAAUAGCUGACUUUAUCAAUGUUUUUGGAACAUUGAACACAGCUGUUUGCAGUCUCCCUGUUUGAAUGUCCACCUUGUGUUCUUUGAUACUGUGAUUUGAGGAACUAUUUUCAAGAAAAUAGUGUGUAAUCUACUAGCAGGUAAUUUCUUACUGUUAUGGUUUUUUGUUUUGUUUUGUUUUGUUUUGUUUUGUUUUGUAGUUCUGUAUUGCGUGUACCCUUACGCCGCUUUGGUUUGUUUUGUGUUUUUCUCUUUUUCCUCUUAAAAAACAAUUGUGUUACUGCUAAUUUGGUUUUUCAUUUCUGUUAGUACUUGUUUUAUAUAACUGGGUGCUCUGGAGUUUGGUGCAUAUAUAUUUAAGAUAACAGUCUCUUCCUCUUGGAGUUUUCCCCUAACCAGUGUGUAGUGACCUUCUGUAUCCCUUCUGAUCAUUACUGGCUUGAAGUUUAUAUUGUCUGCUAAUGGAAUAGCUACCCCUGCUUUUUGUGGGGUUCCUGUUGCAUGAAGUAUUGUUUUCUAUCCUCUGACUUUUAGUCUUUUUAUAAUAUAUAAUAUAAUAUCCUUUUGCAUUAGAUGGGGUUCUUGGAGACAGCAUAUCAAUGCAUUUUGUUUCUUGAUCUAUUCUGCCAGUCUGUUUCUUUUAAUUGGUGCAUUGAAACCAUUUACAUUAAUGGUUAGAACUGUUGUAUAUUGGUUUAUUGUUGACAUGUUAUCUUUCUGCUGUUGCAACUUUAUCUUUCUGCUCUGUUUAAUUGUCUGCUUUGUUAAUGGCUUUUUCCUAAAUGUAUCUAGGCUGUCUUUCAGUAUUCUUUGCAGGGUUGGCUUGAUGAUCAUGAAGUUUUUCAGCUGUUCUUUGUCAUGGAAGUAUCUUAUUUCUGCAUCAAUUUUGAAGGACAGUUCUGCAGGGUACAUCAGCCUAGUUUGGAAAUAAUUUUCCUUUACAAUCUGAAAUACUUGACUCCAUGCUCUUCUUGACUUUAUUGUUUGUGCUGAGAAGUCUACUGUGAUUCUGAUAGGUUUUCCAUUAUAGGUGAUCUGUCUCUUCUCUCUGACAGCUUUAAUAUUCUAUUCUUUUGUUCAGUUUCUGUGAUGGUCAUUGUUAUAUGUCUGGGUGUAGAUUUAUUUUGGUUAUGGCUAUUUGGAGUUCUAUAUGCUUCAUUGAUCUUGAUAUCAGUUUCCAAUCUCGUGUUUGGGAAAUUUUCAGCUAUUACUUCUCUAAAUAUCCUCUUGACAUCCUUUAUGUUGUCCUUCUUUUUCAUUUAUCCCUAUCAACCUUAUGUUGUUCUGCUUUGCGUCAUCUUGCAGGUGUUGAAUAGUUAUUUCCUGAUUUCUUGUGUUAUUUUUAAAAGAUCUUUC